GAACAGCAGCCGCGGAGAACACAUCUCGCUCCUCGGCGUGAAUCCGGGGAUUUAACCGCCGAUCGGUCGGGUCGUUCUCCGUCUCUCCUCCACCAUUUUAGUCUCCGGUGAUGGAGAACAUCCGGACUCCCAAGGUGGAAAAUGUCCGUCUUCUGGACCGGUCCUUGGGUCAGAGGAAAGCCACGGUCGGGACCCUCUACCUGUCUGCCACACACACCAUCUUCGUAGAGAACAACCCUGAGACACGCAAGGAGACGUGGGUGCUGCACAGCAUGGUGAGCAGUGUGGAGAGGCCACCCACCACGCCUUCAGGAAGUCAGCUGAUCCUUCGCUGUAAGGACUUCCGAGUCUUCCAAGUCCUCGUCCCCCAGGAGAGAGACUGUCUGGACGUCCACGCCUCGCUGGUCCGUCUGUCUCGACCAGAGAAGUUCAGCGAGCUCUUCUGUCUGUCCUUUAACCCCAACGUGAACAAAGAGGAGCGAGAGGAGUCCUGGACCUUCAUGGACCUGAUGGAAGACUACAGGAGGAUGGGGGUCCCCAACAACCUGUGGGUCCUAACAGCAGCCAACAGCGAGUACCGGGUGUGUGACACAUAUCCCUCUGAGCUCUUUGUUCCAAAGACGGCCACGCCCGCCGUCAUCGUGGGCAGCUCCAGGUUCAGGAGCCGAGGACGGUUUCCUGUUCUAUCCUUCUUCCACCAGGACACACUGGCGGCCGUGUGUCGAUGCAGUCAGCCUCUGUCGGGCUUCAGCGCCCGCUGUCAGGAGGACGAGAUGAUGCUGCAGGCUGUGAUGAAGUCCAACCCUGGAAGUGAAUUCAUCUAUGUGGUCGACACCCGGCCCAAACUGAACGCCAUGGCAAACAGAGCAGCAGGGAAAGGUUACGAGAACGAGGACCACUACAGCAACAUCAAGCUGCAGUUCAUCGGCAUCGAGAACAUCCACGUGAUGAGGAGCAGCCAGCAGAGGGUCGUCGACGUUGGCGACAUGCGUUCUCCAUCCAUGACCGACUUCCUGUGGGGUUUGGAGAACUCUGGUUGGCUCAAACACAUCAAAGCCAUUCUGGACGCUGGAGUCUUCAUCGCCAAGGCGGUGGCUGAUGAAGGAGUCAGUGUUCUGGUCCACUGCUCAGAUGGAUGGGACCGGACAGCCCAGGCCUGCUCUGUGGCCAGCAUCCUGCUGGACCCGUUCUACAGAACCAUCCGAGGACUCAUGGUUCUGAUAGAGAGGGACUGGGUUUCAUUUGGACACAAGUUCUCCCACAGGUAUGCUCACCUGGACGGGGAUCCCAAAGAGGUGUCCCCCGUCUUGGACCAGUUCCUGGAGUGUGUGUGGCAGCUCUCGGAGCAGUUCCCGUGUGCCUUCGAGUUCAACGAGCGCUUCCUCGUUGCCGUGCGCACCCACGUGUACUCGUGUCAGUACGGCACCUUCCUGGGGAACUGUGAGAAGGAGCGCCGGGACAUGAGGCUUCGUCAGCGCUGUCACUCCGUGUGGCCUCAGCUGUGGAAGGAUCGGGCGGAGUACACCAACCCACUGUUCCAGGCAGAGCUGAGCCAGACCCGGGGUGUCCUGAGGCCCAACACCACCCCCUACUGCUUCAAGAUGUGGAAGGGCCUCUAUAACCAUGUGGAGAAGACCACGCCCCCUCGUCAGUCGCCUGCCGACUUCCUGUCCGCCGUCAGGGAGGAGUCCCAGCAGCUGGAGGAGGAGCUGACCAAUCACCAGGAGAAAAUUGCGGUUCUCACAGGGAAACCAAUCAAGAGGGAGAAGGUCCAGGUUCCAAGGAGGACAACUAGCCACUUGCCACAGAGACACAGUGGGCCGGACCCGCCCAGUUCCUUCACAGAACCGACCACCUGCCCAGUGCUUCAGAACUCUCACGUGGGUUCCUCAGACCCGGCCAGUCAGAAGACUCAGAGCCAGGACUCCGCCCCCUCCCGGUCAUUGGGGCUGCAGCUGGACCUGCAGGACCGGUCCGCCUGCAGUGACCUGGAGUCGGGCGUGGCCGACCUCAGCAGCCUCUCCUCCAGCGGCGCUGACGACAGCAAGGACCGGGGCCUGGAGUGAGGCUGUCUGCGCUGCUGCCUGAAGAGAAACAAGGACCCAGUCAUAUUUAUUUAUCCACCUGAGUGGCAGGCAGGUAAAUUCAUGUUCUGAUUCUUUUGUCACGGUCCAAAGGGAGAAAAAACGGGUCCGACUCUGGGUCGGUUCAGGACAAACUAAAUACCGUUUGUGUUUGAUUUAUGGAUUCUCUUUGUUUUUAGGGUUUUUAUGUAAAUAAAUGCACAGGUCCAGCUGUGAGGAGGACAGAGUGGACAAUGAGGAUAGGAGUGGACAGUGAGGACAAGAGUGGACAGUGAGGACAAGAGUGGACAGUGAGGACAGGAGUAGACAGGAGUGGACCGUGUGGACAAUUUGGACAGGAGUGGACAAGACUGGUCGGUGUGGACUGGAUUAGACAGUGUGGACAAUUUGGAAAGGAGUUGACAGUGUGGACAGGAGAGGACAGUGUGGACAGGAGAGGACAGUGUGGACAGGAGA
This is a messenger RNA of Nematolebias whitei (Rio pearlfish), 2540 nucleotides long. It is a transcript of the gene mtmr7b, whose product is annotated as myotubularin related protein 7b. Gene Ontology annotation, molecular function: phosphatase activity. Gene Ontology annotation, biological process: dephosphorylation. The transcript is spliced from 14 exons. NCBI's taxonomy places the organism in Eukaryota, Metazoa, Chordata, Actinopteri, Cyprinodontiformes, Rivulidae. Bases 111 to 2066 code for a protein of 651 amino acids. The record is from RefSeq and is a predicted model, not a curated record.